Astyanax mexicanus (Mexican tetra) is the source of this 1438-nucleotide messenger RNA. RefSeq names its product proteasome 26S subunit, ATPase 5 (gene psmc5). Gene Ontology annotation, cellular component: proteasome regulatory particle, base subcomplex. Gene Ontology annotation, biological process: proteasome-mediated ubiquitin-dependent protein catabolic process. The transcript is spliced from 12 exons. Bases 108 to 1328 code for a protein of 406 amino acids. The record is from RefSeq and is a predicted model, not a curated record. NCBI's taxonomy places the organism in Eukaryota, Metazoa, Chordata, Actinopteri, Characiformes, Acestrorhamphidae. Gene Ontology annotation, molecular function: proteasome-activating activity; ATP hydrolysis activity; ATP binding.
CUUUAGGGAUACAGCAGUGAGGGACCGGGCUGAAGCGGCGGAGGGCUCCGCUGGAGGGCGCUGUCGAGUUUCUACAAAACAGACAGCCACUGCGCGCUGCGCUGAAAAUGGCGCUGGACGGACUCGACCAUAUGGAGUUGGAGGAAAGUAAAGGUGGCUCAGGCCUCCGGCAGUAUUAUCUGUCUAAAAUAGAAGAGUUACAGUUGACAGUGAAUGAAAAAAGCCAGAAUCUCAGACGUCUGCAGGCCCAGAGGAACGAGCUAAAUGCCAAAGUGCGUCUCUUGCGGGAGGAACUGCAGCUGCUGCAGGAGCAGGGCUCCUAUGUAGGCGAGGUGGUCCGAGCUAUGGACAAGAAGAAGGUCCUAGUAAAGGUUCAUCCUGAGGGCAAGUUUGUGGUGGAUGUGGACAAAAACAUUGACAUUAAUGAUGUGACUCCAAAUUGCCGUGUAGCACUUCGUAACGACAGCUACACAUUGCACAAGAUUCUGCCCAAUAAAGUGGACCCACUGGUUUCUUUGAUGAUGGUUGAGAAAGUGCCUGAUUCCACUUAUGAGAUGAUCGGUGGUCUGGACAAACAGAUCAAAGAGAUCAAGGAGGUGAUCGAGCUGCCUGUGAAGCAUCCUGAGCUGUUUGAGGCCCUUGGAAUUGCACAGCCUAAGGGGGUGCUGUUGUAUGGACCACCUGGCACAGGAAAGACGCUGCUGGCCCGAGCUGUGGCUCACCACACAGACUGCACAUUCAUCAGAGUGUCCGGCUCCGAGCUGGUGCAGAAGUUCAUUGGCGAGGGAGCCCGUAUGGUGCGUGAACUGUUCGUUAUGGCCCGUGAGCAUGCACCCUCCAUCAUUUUUAUGGAUGAGAUUGAUUCGAUUGGUUCCUCUCGACUGGAGGGAGGUUCUGGAGGGGACAGCGAGGUGCAGAGGACCAUGCUGGAGCUUCUCAAUCAGCUGGAUGGAUUUGAGGCCACCAAGAAUAUUAAGGUCAUCAUGGCCACUAACCGUAUUGACAUUCUGGACUCUGCUCUGCUCAGACCUGGACGCAUUGACAGGAAGAUUGAGUUUCCCCCUCCUAAUGAAGAGGCCCGUUUGGACAUUCUGAAGAUCCACUCCCGCAAGAUGAACCUGACCCGUGGAAUAAAUUUGAGGAAAAUUGCAGAGCUAAUGCCAGGAGCUUCAGGCGCCGAGGUUAAGGGUGUCUGCACUGAGGCUGGUAUGUACGCUCUUCGAGAGAGGAGAGUUCACGUCACCCAGGAAGACUUUGAAAUGGCUGUUGCAAAGGUGAUGCAGAAAGACAGCGAGAAAAAUAUGUCCAUCAAGAAGCUCUGGAAGUAGAGCCUCCAGCAACACCUGGCAGCCCUCACCUAUAUUGUUUUGUUUUCUUUUGUGACUUGAUUUAUAAUUGUUACCUAAAUUUAUUUUAAAUAAACGGUAUCUCCUGCUAA